Messenger RNA from Miscanthus lutarioriparius, 2166 nucleotides. Lineage: Eukaryota; Viridiplantae; Streptophyta; Magnoliopsida; Poales; Poaceae. The record is from the annotation of a GenBank genome assembly.
AUGCCGCCGCGGGAAGCGGCGCUACUCCUCCUCGUGCUCUGCGUGCAACUCGGAACAUCAAGCUCUACAACUACAUGUCUUGCAUCAUACUUAUUCGGAUUCUGGAGUAGAACCCAUCAGCAUCGCUUUCCUGCCCUAGCCCCUGGCCCAGCCCCUUCUCCUCAACCUCAAGGCCCCAUUAUUGCUCACCCAGUGCAUAGGCAUCACAGAAGAAGGCAUCAUGCUUCCCCACCACCUUCAUCGUUUUCGCCAGAAAGACAAGAUUGCAGCAGAACAACUUGUUCUGCUCCACUUACGUCGACUCCAAUUGGUUCACCCUGUGGUUGUGUAUAUCCUAUGCAAAUUCAGCUUGAUCUUGGCGUGGCACCGUAUCAAUUAUUUCCCAGAAUUGAUGAGUUAGAAAUUGAGGUUGCAGCAGGUACAUUCCUGAAACAGAGUCAAGUUCGGAUAAUGGGUGCUGGGAGUAGUCUUCAAGAUCCUGAAAAAACAACAGUAACCAUCAAUUUGGUGCCAUUAGGCCAGAAAUUUGAUAGGACUUCAGCCUUACUGAUUAGCAACAGAUUUUUGCAAAAGAAGGUUCCAAUAAACUCAUCCGUUUUUGGUGACUAUGUUGCUACAUAUGUUCAUUAUCCAGGCCUUCCUUCUUUAGUACCUAUUCCUGGAUCCUUGGGUCCAGUAAGCAGUAACGAGGACCCUUUUAGUGCAAAUAUACACAAUAGAAGCCAUCACAAGAUUAACUCUAAAAUGGUUGCCAUAAUUGCUCUGUCAGCUGUGGUUUUUGUUUUGACGUGCUUGGCCAUUGGCAUCGUUUGGAGAUUCAAUGGACUAAAACAUUCUCAUGCUACGGGCCCGAUUUCAAGUUCUUCCAUCACUAGAAAAGGAGCUAUGAGGUUAUCGUUCUCUGGUACAAGCAGCUCGGCAGCAUCAUUUGCUUCAACAAUAGGAACCUGCCCAUCCACCGUAAAGACAUUUACAAUAACUGAGCUUGAGAAGGCCACAGAAAACUUCAGCUUCAGCAAAAUAAUAGGUGAAGGGGGUUAUGGACGUGUUUAUCGCUGUGUAAUUGAAGAUGGUGUUGAGGUUGCUGUCAAAUUGCUCACAAGGAAACAUCACAACAGAGAUCGCGAGUUCAUUGCAGAGGUUGAGAUGCUAAGUCGUUUACAUCACCGCAAUCUUGUCAAGCUGAUUGGUAUAUGCAUUGAACGGAGCACGAGGCAUGUAAUAAUCAUUUAUUCCUGCACUUCUAUUUUGAUAUUCCAGGUUGCUGAUUUUGGGCUGGCAAAGGAAGCAUCAGACGGGAUGGAUCAUAUUUCUACUCAGGUCAUGGGGACUUUCGGGUACGUUGCCCCAGAGUAUGCGAUGACAGGGCAUCUGCUUGUCAAGAGCGACGUCUACAGCUACGGUGUGGUGCUCCUCGAGCUGCUGUCAGGCCGAAAACCCGUGGACAUGACACAGCCACCGGGGUCCGAGAACCUGGUCACCUGGGCGCGCCCGCUCCUCACCACCCGGGAAGGACUGCAGCGGCUGGUGGACCCGUCGCUCCCGGCCGGUUACGACUUCGAGAAGCUGGCCAAGGCGGCGGCCAUCGCGUCCAUGUGCGUGCACGUUGAGGCGUCGCACCGGCCGUUCAUGGGCGAGGUCGUGCAGGCGCUGAAGCUGAUCCACAGUGACCCUGAUUGGCGCUUCCCAGCACAAACAGAGUAAAAGCGGUGGUCUAAAUAAGCUGGUCUGAUCCAGCUGGUCAGAAUAAGCUGCUGAAAAGCGUAGUCUUUGACUGUUGAUUUUAGCUUAUUUUGGCCAUUAGCACCUUAUAAGCUGUACUUGGCGGGGGGCGGUGACGAGGCCUGCAGCGGCUCGUUCGCGGGUGGCGCGACCGAGGAGUCCCCGUGGAACGACGUCAGCAGGAGCUCGUGGAACGACGACCCACCGGCCACCCCGGGCCCUGCGCUCCCCCUGGGAUACGGCUCGGACCCUGCCGGCGCCGACGAGCGGAGGCCACGGUCGGCGUCGAACGCGGUGCUGGACAAGAUCGAGUCCUUGGCGAUGUACGACUGGUCCGGCCCCCUGCGCACCAAGGGGAGGCACAGCUUCUACAGGCUGAGGGGGAGCAUGAGCGAGCACGGUCGCCCCUCGGACGACGGCAGCGUCGAAGGUUACUUGAUGUAG